AUGCGGGGGAAUUCCUUGUGGAGACUGCAAGAAUUAUAUUCUUCUGGACUUGGAGUGCUUUUGAAUAGGGUGGACAGAACUCUCGAAAUUUUCAUCAGAAUGUCAUGGAUUCGAUCGAUAAAGCAAUCAGAACUGCUAAAGGACCGAGAUGCAUACAUGAAGAGAGUUUAUGGAGAUCCCUUGAGUAAUUGGAAGGUGAAUCCAAUGACUACUCCAGUAAAUAUGUUUACAGGUGGCGGAGAAGGCCAAGUUUAUGACGGAGAGAGAAUAUUGGGAUGAUUUCCGAUAUGGUCAAUGCUUCGACAGUGUGGAAUCAGCUGUUCAGGCAAGUCCGUGAUAUGCCAGAAUGUAAUCUUUUCAUAUUUUAGUGUGAAAUUAUCCAUGGGGAAUUUGAUCCUAAACAGCUACCGUAUGAGAAAUACAUGCAAUGGCAUUUUCGCGAAUUUUGCGACAAGACGACUGCUCAUGGCAUACCAAUGAUUGGACAAGCACCCAAUCGAUACUAUAGGUAAAUCUCAUCAAGUCGUUUUUUAGUUUAGGACAAUAUGGAUAACCCUCUUCCUUGGCUGCAUGAUCAUGUUGUACCAAAAUGCUCGUUCAGUUAUUGACAAGUACAAUCGAAACGAGAAGAUUGUCGAUAUCGAAUUGAAAUUUGGUCAGUGACUUUCCUGAUAUUAUAGGUCUUGAAAGUUUAGAUACUGCUCCAUUCCCAGCAAUCACUGUUUGUAAUUUGAAUCCAUACAAAGCUUCGAUGGCUAAGGAUAUUGACUUGAUCAAACGGACUUUGACUGCCUUUGAUGGAGCCAUGGACAAAGCUGGAAGGGAAGAGACAGAAGCCAAGAGAACGAAGAGGGCAUCUCACAAUUCAUCUUCAGUUUUCGAACCAGGGUACUCUAAGUGUCAAUGCACUGGAUUGGAAACAUCCGAGGAGGAGGGGGACAUUGUGUCGGCUGAGAAAGGGGAAUGUGAAGGAGAGAAAUUUAAAUGGGAGAAACCGGGAGGAAGUGAUGAUAAAUGUAUUUGUGCCUUUGAUCGGGCUACAAAUGAUGCUUGGCCAUGCUAUUUGUCGAAUAAAUGGACUCAAGAGGUGUGUGCGUCUUGUGAUGAAAGAGCAUUUUGUAGGAAAUGUAAGUUCGUUGUUGCAGUACCUUAUUUUAAUUAUAGCGCUGUUGUCCUCAAAUUCUUCUGAUGGGCGGGCUUGCAUUUGUGCUCCAUCUGGAGAAUUUUGUAUGGCUUAUGAUGGGAUUGCUGAGAUCCUUCAAAUCUGGAAAUAUCUGAAUGGAGAAGCAGAGGAAGAGGCGCAAUUCAUCGAAGCCAUGGGAUUCAAAGUAAGGUAUCCCAGGAAUGAGCAAGCUCCAAUAAUUUCAGGAUAUGAAAGAUGAAGUCGCCAUUGUCACCAAGGCUAAAGAAAAUAUUAUUUUUGCAAUGUCCACACUCUCAGUGAAAGAAAGAAUGUUGCUAUCCAACAGCAAACGAGAGCUUUUGCAUAAAUGUUCCUUCAAUGGACAAGCUUGCGACAUCGACAAUGACUUUAUAACUCGCGUCGAUCCAAUAUUUGGCUCUUGUUUUACUUACAAUCAUGACAGGUAUUAUCUGUAAUAUAACUGUAAUUCUUGUGAUCACAGUUAUAAUACUUGUUUCAGAAACAAGAGUCUAACUUCAGUUCGAGCAGGCCCAAUGUACGGUCUUCGUAUGCUGGUUUACGUUAAUUCUUCGGAUUAUAUGCCAACUACAGAAGCGACAGGAGUCAGAUUGACUAUCCAUGACAAGGAUCAGUUCCCAUUCCCGGAUACUUUCGGAUUUUCCGCUCCAACUGGAUUCGUUUCAUCAUUCGGUCUUCGUUUGGUAAGUCUGGGUUGCAUUAUGGACCCAUUGAUACGAACUUUUACGUUCAUUUAAACAUCGAGAGUCUAGUCGACAUAAUUUGAACACUCAAUUCUCCACAAACAAUUUAAAUUUAUGAAAUCAAGUGCCUUUAAAUUGCGUGCACAGUGCAACCACAGAAGUUUCCAUUGUAUGGACACCUUCCGCAAUUCCCGGCCCUUUGAUUGUGGCCUAAUUUCAAUGUGCCAAUACUGAAGCACUAAACUAGAACUUAAAUUUGAAAUGUAUUUUAGCGUCGGAUGAGCCGUUUACCAGCACCUUAUGGAGAUUGUGUUAUGGAUGCGGGAGCAGCUUCCUCGACUGCUUACAUCUACGAGGAUUACGCAUAUUCUGUGGAGGUACCGGUAUCUUCAAAGUGUAAUCAUUUUGUCUACAGGGUUGUUAUCGGUCUUGUUUCCAACAGAGAAUGUUAGAUGAAUGUGGUUGCGGUGAUCCUCGAUUCCCUGUCCCUCACGGGCAUAAACAUUGUCGUGCCGCUGAUUCCAAUGCCCGUAAAUUGAGUGACCGAUUUUAUAACACUUUUUGAGGUAAAUGUUUGGAGGCAAAAUUGCAAGAAAUGGGAGGCCAUCAAGGGAACAGUAGUAUGGCUUGUCACUGUGCCCAACCGUGCCGUCAAUCAAUCUAUUCAGUCACUUAUUCUCCGGCUCGAUGGCCUUCAAAGUCCUUACAGAUUCAGAUUGGAGUUUGCAACAACACGCCAGCUGAAUGUACAAAGCAUUACAAGUAGGCACUUUAUUGUUUCAAAUUGAGUGACAUCAUUUGCGUGUUUUUCAGAGACAACGGCGCCAUGUUAGAAGUAUUCUACGAACAGCUCAACUUCGAAAUGCUCACGGAAUCUGAGGCUUAUGGGGUAAGAACGGUGUACAUUUUAUGGUGAUACCAAUUAUUUUAGUUGGUAAACUUACUGGCAGACUUUGGAGGACAAUUGGGUUUAUGGUGUGGAAUCAGCUUCUUGACCUGCUGCGAAUUUGUAUUCUUAUUCUUUGAGACAAUGUACAUGUCCAUACAGCACCAAUUGCUCUUACGGCAGCAAAGAAGAGAAGAAAAAGAGAAAGAGCGCAUUUUGUACUGA
This is a messenger RNA of Bursaphelenchus xylophilus (pine wood nematode), 2956 nucleotides long. The record is from the annotation of a GenBank genome assembly. Lineage: Eukaryota; Metazoa; Nematoda; Chromadorea; Rhabditida; Aphelenchoididae.